Molecule: messenger RNA, 1008 nt
Organism: Talaromyces atroroseus
Lineage: Eukaryota; Fungi; Ascomycota; Eurotiomycetes; Eurotiales; Trichocomaceae
Exons: 2
Coding region: 1-1008 (335 amino acids)
Molecular function (GO): protein dimerization activity
Source: RefSeq, a predicted model, not a curated record
AUGGCUUUCGAAUCCCCCCUCGACUUUACAAAGCCGAUGGGUUUUCCUGCAGACAUGAGCGACCACAUCGACCCGUCCGAUCUGAUGUCCUCCUACCAGCCGUCUGAUAUCGACUGGCUGAGCAAGGACCCCUUUGAAAUCCUGCCGUGGGACCUCUCCGGCCUUGACCAGACAUUCAAUCCUUUUACCGAAGGCAACGGACUAUAUAGCACCAGCAAUCAUGGUUCCCCGGCGGGGUAUAGAGCAGGAGGAGGUUACACAGUCAAGACCGAAGAUGUCAUGUCUGAUACAUCACCUUUUUCCGAUGCUGAAAGCGAGACAUGGUCGCCGAUAUACGGCAAUGACAACAUCAAAAGUGGCAGCCAGUCUCCUGUUGAUGCCAUUGGUAGGAAACAUGAGAGUAAACUCCCAUUCUCAAGUGAACCAGAAAACCCUACCAAAGAGCACGCAAACAACGUUCGCAAAGAGUCCAGCGCUUCUUCAUCCUCAUCAACUUCCUCCUCUUCUCCACUCGCCUCCCCAAAAUUGACGACAACAACAACAACAUCAUCAUCAUCAUCAUCGACAAGAACGAACAACAAAUCUGCUCGCUCAUUACCUCCCAGCGACCCCGAUGCAGCAGCAGUCAUGAAACGCAAAAAGGCCGCGCACAACGCCAUCGAAAAGCGCUAUCGUACAAACAUGAACGCCAAAUUCCUUGCCCUUGGAAACGCCAUCCCUCGCUCGGGCGGUCCGUUCAAUAGCGCACAAUCGGCUUCUAGCAAAGGGCCCAGAAAACAUUCCCUCUGCCAUGCACGCGAGACCAUGUCCUCAGUCGCAGCAGGGAGGAGGCCGCAGCAUGAACAGCUGCAGCAGCAACAGAACCAACAACAAAAUAAAUCCGAGAUUCUCACAAAUGCACUAGCUUAUAUAAACCAGCUGCAAGAUGAGAAUUCACGGUUAAAGAGUGAACUGUUAGUUCUCAAAGAGAAUCUGUUACCGGGGGGUAAUAUAAUGUGGCGGCGAUGA